Molecule: messenger RNA, 1557 nt
Organism: Ilex paraguariensis (yerba mate)
Lineage: Eukaryota; Viridiplantae; Streptophyta; Magnoliopsida; Aquifoliales; Aquifoliaceae
Source: the annotation of a GenBank genome assembly
AUGAAGAUCCUAUUGGUCAUCAUGCUCAUAUGUUUCUUAUCACUCUUCUUCUCUGCCCUAAGUGCACCAUCUGCCGAUCACAACUGGUGGUGCAACCAAACCUCAUAUCCUGAGACAUGUAGGUACUAUAUGAGCCAAGGUUCCCCCAAUUUCUCAUCCACACAAAGAACCGAGUUCCUUAAUAUGGCAGUGCAUGUCACCAUGGACCAGGCACUUGUUGCUCUGAAUCACACCAAGUCAUUGGGUUCAAAAUGCCUUAAUGCACGAGAAGAGGCUGCAUGGAGCGACUGCAUUAAGUUUUAUGAGAGCACCAUUCUCCAACUCAACCAAACCCUAAACCUCAACACAAAAUCUACAGCUUUUGACAUACAGACUUGGCUUAGCGCAGCCUUAACAAACCUCCAUACCUGUCGAACUGGUUUCAUUGAGCUAAAUGUCACCAACAACAUUCUACCAGUACUGAUGUCCAACAAUGUGUCUAAGUUAAUAAGUAACACCUUGGAUAUUAACAACCCCUCAACCAUGGAAGAAACUCACCUGGGGGGCUUACCGAGUUGGCUCUCCACUCCUGAUCAAAGGCUUUUGCAAUCAUCAUUGCAACAUUCGGACCUUGUGGUGGCUCAAGAUGGAUCAGGAAAUUUUCGUACCAUUAAAGAGGCUCUUUCAGCUUCACUUAGGAGGAAGGAUUCCAGAAGGUUUGUGAUCCAUAUUAAAAGCGGUGUUUAUCAUGAAUAUAUUGAGGUCACCAUCCAAAUGAAGAAUAUCAUGCUGGUUGGUGAUGGCUUGAGUAACACCAUAAUUAGCGGUAGCCGGAGCCAUGGUGGAGGUUACUCUACCUUCAACUCUGCAACUGCUAAGGUCAUCGGCAAUGGUUUUAUUGCUCGUGGCAUCACGUUCCGUAACUCCGCUGGUCCCCAGAACAGCCAAGCUGUGGCCCUCAUAUCAACCUCUGAUUGUUCUGUCUUCUACAACUGUGGUUUCCAGGGAUACCAGGAUACCCUUUUUGUUCAUUCACAGAGACAAUUCUACCAAAAGUGCCAUAUCUACGGCACAGUAGAUGUUAUUUUUGGGAAUGCUGCUGUAGUUCUGCAAAACUGCAUCAUCCAUGCUAGGAGACCCGUGGCUGGAGGAGGAAUAGUAAUAACAGCCCAAGGGCGGACUGACCCAAAUCAGAACACAGGAAUUUCAAUACAUAAUUGCAGGGUUGUGGCUGAUGAAGACCUUGUACCAGUGCUAAGCCAUCAAAAAGCUUAUCUGGGACGGCCAUGGGAGCAGUAUUCACGUACUGUUUAUCUGCAAACUUUUCUGGACAGCUUGGUCCACCCAGAAGGAUGGAUGGAAUGGAAAAAUGACCACUAUAAAUCGAGAACUUUGUACUAUGGGGAGUAUAAGAACUAUGGCCCAGGAUCUUCAACACAAGCAAGAGUGAAGUGGCCUGGUUAUCAAGUAAUAACAGACUUGAAAGAAGCGGAAAAGUUCAGUGUUGCAAACUUCAUUGGCGGUCAGUCAUGGCUGCCAAACACUGGUGUACCUUUCACUGCUGGUCUACUGCCUUGA